AGCGAUUCUUGGAAAAAUCAACGAAACAAAUAAUAAAGGCGAAACAUUUCAUAAAAAUUAAAAAAAAAAGAAAAUCAAUCAUUUAGUGAAUCGUGCAAUGUUUUAUUAUUAUGACAUUUCAUAAAUGCACACAUUGAUUUUAUGUCUCGCACAACUACAUGCGUAAAUCAAGCCCAAACACAUGUAUCAUCUUGUACUGCAAACAUAUAGCGACGCAGUGAAUGCAACAACAAUAAUAAUAAUACAUUGAACCAAUGUCAAUAUUUUCUGUCGCACUAAGACGGGAGUUGAAUCGAACACACACUCACACAGAGAGAAACAGACGAACGAAAAAGAAGAAGAAGAAAAAGAGAAGAAAAAAAAACAACAACUUACGAACGUGAAUCAGUGGAUUUGAAAGCACAGUGAGAGCUGUACACAAAAAUCGCAAGCAGACUCACUCAGAGAAUAUAUACACAAUAACAACGGGGGGAGAGAUAGAUACAAUAUACACAAAAUAAAAUACAUAUAUUAUUCUGAUUGGGUCUGUAUGUUGCAACCAAAAAAGAAAAAUAUCAGCAAAAGAAAAAAAUAAUAAAUCAAAAUAAUUUUUUUAAAUUUUGCUUACUUUAUCGAAUUAGACAAUGUGUGAUUCGAUUGAAUAUUUAAAUUAGUGACAUGAAUACACGGUUUAAAGAAAAUGUACAGAAGCUGUUCGAGUAUUGGUGUGAGAUAUCACCCACAGCGAUCGGCGAAAAAGUAUCUGGUGUCAUUGUCGAAAGCUUCCCAGAACGUUUUAAAGAUCCCGAAAUCAUAACGAAAAUCCCAGAAUUUGCCUAUCCAUGUCAGUUUUUAAAUGAGUCAGUUCAAACAUACUCGUUCGUAUUGACAAGCACUGAUUCAAAAUGGAGAUUUGGAUUUUGUCGACACGAUGCCAAAGCACAAACAGCAAUGGUAAUCAUCACAUAUUUACCAUGGCAUGAUACAUUUUUGAAAUUUUUAAAUGUGCUCGGUGAAAUGAAACGAACAUCGAAGAAUGAUUUUCAACCAUUUUUGGCCGAAGCAUAUGCAAAAGGCGUUCCCGAACCCGGCGCAUGUUUGAAACUCUUUUACAAUUCCGGUUUGAAUAGUUUUAUCUUUCAACGUCCGUCACAGUUUCAAUUGCCCAGCAUUCCAGAGAAUCAUAAUUUGAAUUUGUAUUAUAAUUUUGUCGAUCCAAAGAAUAUGAUUGCCGUUUUUUCGGCCAUGUUGGCCGAACGACGAAUCAUUUUUACAUCGCAGCGUUUAGAUCGUUUAUCGAGCAGCGUACAAGCGGCCCAUGCAUUUCUAUAUCCAAUGGUUUGGCAACAUAUUUUCAUACCAAUUUUACCAUUAAAAAUGAAAGAGAUUCUAUGCGCUCCGAUGCCAUACUUGAUCGGUGUGCCCGAAGCAGUAUUGGAAACGAUGACACGAGAAGAACUGGGCGAAGUGGUCAUAUUGAACUGUGAUAAUAAAUUUUUUGAAUCACCAUUUGAUGAUGUCAAAAAUAUGCCGGCUGAAUUAGUGUCACAAUUGAAGAAACAAUUGAGCAAUCAACAUGAUCACAUUGGUGAUCGAGUGUCAAAGAUAUUUCUUGGCGUAUUGGUGCAAUUAAUCGGUGGCUAUCGAGAUGCGAUUAAAUUUAGCCAAGGCUCUAAAUUGACAUGGUGUCGCGAAACGUUUAUCGAUUCACGACCAUCACAUUUGCGACCAUUCUUACGGAAUAUGCUUGAAUUGCAAAUUUUUCAACAAUUUAUCGAAGAACGUUUGGAGAUGCUAAAUACCGGUCUUGGAUUUUCCGACGAAUUUGAAUUGGAAACAUUGCGACAUCACGAGAAACCAAGACGACGUAUUAAACCAUUUCUACGAAAUGUUAAGGAUAAAACUAAUCCAGCCGUAAAAUCUGCUGUGCAGUCGGUGAAACAAGGUGGUCGAGGUGUAAAAACCGCAUACAAAGAUCUAAAAUUGAAACUAAGCGAACGUACACCAUCGAAAGGAAGUUCAUCAUCACGUUCCGUUUCGGUGGCAUCCGCAUCAUCAGCUGGUUAUCAACAUCAUUCAGCACCCAAUUCGCCGGUAUUUACAAAAAGACCACAGAGUGAUUUAAUUUCAAUUAGUAACAGUAGCACGCAUCGCAGCAAACCAUCAAAAAUGCUUCAAACCUCAAAUUCAAUGAUAAACAAUUCAAAUUUAACAAAUCAUUUCAACAAUAACAUAACAAUUAACAACAAUAGCAGCAGUAGCAUCAGUAUCAGUAAUGAUGCUGCUGUUGCCAUGGCGACAAUGCCAACAUCGACACUCGCCCAAAAUGGUAAUUCGAAAGCAACAAUUGCCGGCAAUGCCAUUAGUCGUAAGAGUCCAAUUACAGUUAGUUCAAGUCCGACCAGUUCGCUAUCAUCGACAUCUGAAAUGAACAUUUUGCAAGAACUGCAACAACAUGCCUUGUUCAAAUUACCAACGGUCGAUAGAAGUUUGAAGCCAGUAAAUAGUACGGAGUAUACAAGACGUUCUAGUCGCAGUGGAUCGUUAGUGAAUACACCCGAUCAUCAGCAUUAUAAUUUGACAACGAAACCAAACGUACCAGUUGGAUCGGACGAUGUUGGUGAAUCAUCGAACUAUUAUCUUGAAGCGCGAAAUGAUUCAUCGGCUUCGAAUAGUACAUCGAAUAGUUUUGAUGUGCCGCCGGAUGUAUUGCCACCGGUACCGCCACGCAUAACAAACCCACCGCCGCGCAGUAAUCGCAUUGCGACUAGUGAACAUUUAAUUAUUAUUGAUACCGAUGAUCAUACCGAUGCAGCACCGGUGCCAGUUGCACGUACCAAAACCAAAAGCGCCACUGUUGCCGCCGCCGUCAACACAUCAUCAUCCCAAUCGCAUGCAAACUAUCGAAUUGGUUUCGAAAAUAAUUUUGUACAAAAUAUAAAUUCGUUGAAUUUACAGAAUAAGAAUAAUGUCAACCGAAGUACAUCAUUAAUCGAACCCCCACCGCCGCCAAGAUCACAAAUUCACAAAUUGAACACGACCAAUGAAUCGAAAACGUCCGAGGCAAAAUCCGAAUUAUUAACGGAUCUUAUUGAAUUGGAUUCAAGAGAGGCAUCAUUUGAGGUGGACGAUUUUGAUCCGUUGAAUCAGAAUGCCAAACAAAUACCGGCCGUACCGAAGAGAUCGACAGUGAUUUUACCACAAAUUCCAUCGUCAAUGCCACCAUCGAAAGGCGUAGCUCAACCGACCCCACCACCACCACCACCACAAAGUCGGUCACAAGCAUUCAGCAAUCCAAUGUAUCCGUAUUUUAUACCAAGCUACAUGCAAAAAGCUGCGAUUCCCGCAAAUACGAUGAAUAAUACAAAAAUUGACGAUGACAUUGAAUUGUUGCGGAAAUAUGGCUUGGACCGUUUCAAAUUGAAUUCAAAAUCAACGGUGUCAUCAAAUGACACAAUUAAUACAUUUACAACGCUGGCAAGUGGCAAUCCAAAUGCGAAUCGUACAAAUGGCACGAAUGGUUUACAAUUGAAUGGAGGUGAUUUACAGCCAAAAACCAAUAAAAAUUGGACUACAUUUGAGUGAAUUCAUGUUCAACACAUUUUUCGAAUUGAAAGUGCAAAAAAAGACGAAUUGUAUCAUAUUUAAAAAAAAAAGAAAAACAGCCACUUAUAAUGCAUCGUUAAUAGUAAAUGGGACACAUUUCUUAUGAUUAGCGAUGUGUCUUUUUCACUAUUCACUAUUUAUUUUAAGAAACAACUAGACUCACUAUGUUUGCAAUUAUAAAUUUUGAAAUGAAUUUGCUUACAAGAAUAUAAAAAACAAAAGACGCUGUAAAAAAAACAAAUUUUCUUAUUUUGUGUGUUGUAAAUUAUUGAGAUGUAUAUGCUUAUUAUUUUAGUAUUUAGUUAGCGACAUUUCUUUUUCAAGAAUUUAAGAAAGAGAUAAAAACCGAUUGCUUGAUAUUGAAAAAUAAAAAAAUAAAAAACAUAAUUGAUAUAUGUAAACUUGGACAUAGUUCCGAGUAUAAAAAACAAUGUCAAAUUGUAUGAUUGCAAUUUAGCUUAUUAGAGAAAAAAAAUCAAUAUUCGAAAUUACUCGUGUUUUUUUCAAAGUCUAAAAUGCGUUGAGCGCCCUCGGGAUAUUUUUUAAAGAAAAGAAACAAAAAUGAUUAAUUCGAUUUUGAUUGCAAAUAAAAAAAAUGGGAUUCCGUGCUUUUUCACGAAUUUAA
This is a messenger RNA of Contarinia nasturtii (swede midge), 4210 nucleotides long. RefSeq names its product DENN domain-containing protein 1A. The transcript is spliced from 9 exons. Lineage: Eukaryota; Metazoa; Arthropoda; Insecta; Diptera; Cecidomyiidae. Gene Ontology annotation, biological process: endocytosis; endocytic recycling. The coding region runs from base 658 to 3564 and encodes 968 amino acids. Gene Ontology annotation, molecular function: guanyl-nucleotide exchange factor activity; phosphatidylinositol phosphate binding. Gene Ontology annotation, cellular component: intracellular membrane-bounded organelle; cytosol. The record is from RefSeq and is a predicted model, not a curated record.